Penicillium lagena is the source of this 768-nucleotide messenger RNA. Its product is annotated as SDR family oxidoreductase. The transcript is spliced from 4 exons. The record is from RefSeq and is a predicted model, not a curated record. Bases 1 to 768 code for a protein of 255 amino acids. NCBI's taxonomy places the organism in Eukaryota, Fungi, Ascomycota, Eurotiomycetes, Eurotiales, Aspergillaceae.
AUGGCUCAACAAGGCUCUAGACUACAAGGCAAAGUCGCCAUUGUCACCGGUGGAGGCUCAGGCUUCGGGGCGGCCAUCGCGCGCCGUUUCAGCGAAGAAGGAGCCAAGGUGAUCGUGACCGACAUCAACGUCGAGGGCGGCGAAAAGGUCGCAGCCCAGAACCCAACCAAUCUCAUCUUCCAGCGCAUGGAUGUCACCCAGGCCGCCGACUGGGAGGCCGUUUUGGACGUGGCGUUCUCCAAAUUCGGGAGGCUAGACGUGCUGGUCAAUAAUGCGGGGACGACAUAUCGCAACAAGCCCACGGUGGAAGUGACCGAGGACGAGUGGGAGCGCGUCUUCCAAGUGAACGUCAAGAGCAUCUACCUCGCUGCCCAGACGGCCAUACCACGACUGAUCCAGCAAGGCCACGGCGGAUCGAUAGUCAACAUCUCCUCGACGGGGGCUACUCGGCCACGACCGGGUCUGGUGUGGUACAAUGCCUCCAAGGGUGCCGUCACCAAUGCUACCAAGGGCCUCGCCGCCGAGUACGGGCCUCAUAACAUUCGCGUCAACAGUGUUGCGCCUCUUCUCUCGGGCACUGGACUCUUCUCCAUGUUCACCGGCAUGGAAGACACCCCUGAGAACCGGGAGAAGUUCAUUGGCAAUGUGCCGCUGGGCCGGCUGACGGAGGCGGAUGAUAUUGCGAACAUGUGUCUGUAUCUGGCGAGUGACGAAGGACGGUUCAUCAAUGGGACGGAGAUGGUGGUGGAUGGUGGGAAGUGCAUCUAA